Molecule: messenger RNA, 654 nt
Organism: Funneliformis mosseae
Lineage: Eukaryota; Fungi; Glomeromycota; Glomeromycetes; Glomerales; Glomeraceae
Source: the annotation of a GenBank genome assembly
AUGCCCGAGUCGUAUUGGUCAAACCGGUCCAACCUUAUUAACAAAUAUUUUGUAAAAAUUGGAUGGUUUUGGACAACUAUAGUUUUUAUAAUAUAUGCGAUAUUAAUUCAUACUAAUAAACUGGAACAAUUCGUAAAAGCUAUAAUUCGUUUGCUAUUGGCAUCCCUGUAUUGGUAUUUAUUUACACAAUGGUUGUUUGGACCAAGUUUAUUGGAUAGGGUGUUUGUGUUUACCGGAGGCGAGUGUUCCAAAGUAUCCAAAGUAGUGCCAGGAGAAAUAUUUGAAGCUCAUGUUUGUCGAAAGGGUGGAGGAGAUUGGAAUAAUGGUCAUGAUGUUAGUGGCCAUUGUUUUAUGUUGAUUCAUGCUUCUCUUUUCAUUCUGGAAGAUGCCAACAUUCUUUUUUAUCGAUCAAAUAAUUGGAAGAAUAAAUUUCUUUUUAAGCUUUUCGGAGGCCUACUUUUUCUUUGGUGGUGGAUGCUGCUUAUGACCGCAGUUUAUUUUCAUACGUUUUUUGAGAAAUUUACCGGUACCUUGUCCGGACUUUUUUAUUGGGCCUUAAUUUACGGUUUUAUUUUUCCAAAAUAUAUGCCUUAUAUGAUGCCUUAUGAAUUGGAGGGGUACAAAUUUGAUAAAAAAAGUUUACUUUUGGAAUGA